AUGCGGCAUAACGAAGGUAGCCUGGGGAAGGCAAGGAAACUUGAGGUUUUUGACUUGUUGACAUGCAAAGCCAGGGGAUUUUGCAGCAUAAACCCCGCGGACAAGGAACAAGAAGUCAAUGAAAAUGGGGAGCCAAUUAUAAGACUGACCUUGCUGAUGCGGAGAGGUGCAAGAUCAUUCAAGAAUGCAACGGCCGUGAUUGAUAUAUUUGCAAAGGAAUGCGCAAGGGUGGAGGGCUGCAUAUUGAAAGUAGCCCAAUCGGAAGAUCUCAGCUUCUGUGACCAGGUGAGAGUAAUGAGUAACACUGACAUCGUUGCAUCACCGCAUGGCGCACAAUUGACAAACAUGCUCUUCCUGGAGCGCAACAGCAGUGUAAUGGAGUUCUUCCCCAAAGGAUGGUUGGAGCUUGCAGGCUUAGGUCAGUAUGCACAUCAUUGGAUGGCUGACCAAUCUGGGAUGAGACAUUGAGGAGCAUGGUGGGACCAGGUCGGGCCGGAGUGCCCAUCUCCUCAGCAUGGUCCAGAGUGUUUUGAGUGAGGAUCAGUAAACUAGAAAAAGCCACUAGGGGUAAACAUCAGGAAAAUUCAGGAGCCUGUCUAUGCUAGUAUCACUUCACAACGCUGAGAGAAUGAAGUUUUUCAAGCUUAAAUGGAAUUAACAACGCUUUUACUGAUGUAGAGAUUAUUUGUCAAAGCUAAAGAAUAAUAUUACUCAGAUCAUUUACACUGGAA
Molecule: messenger RNA, 731 nt
Organism: Mangifera indica (mango)
Lineage: Eukaryota; Viridiplantae; Streptophyta; Magnoliopsida; Sapindales; Anacardiaceae
Exons: 2
Coding region: 1-468 (155 amino acids)
Molecular function (GO): glycosyltransferase activity
Source: RefSeq, a predicted model, not a curated record